GCAGAGCAAUGGUGGGGGAAACAUGGCCGGGAGGGAGAAAAGAAUUAAAAAAGCACGGGGAGAGCGCACAAGACCGACGCUUGAGCUUCCCCUCUCCAAGGACACUCGAGGCGCGGUCGGGCCGCUCAAGGCCUCGCCGCCUCCCCCAAUCGGCUAGCGAGACAAAGUCAUUAAAGCAGUAUCUUAAUUUAUCGUAAAAACAAAUGAGGUGGUGGCCCGAAAGACGCGGGGCGGGCGUGUUCACAGCGUAUUAAACGUUACGUGCAGACUUGUCUAAAACAGCGUUAGCAUCCGGGAAGCUAAUGCUAACACGGUGCUAAGUUAUCAAGCAUAGCGGCCCAAAGUGCGAUUCUGACGCGGUAUCGCGCCUUGUAAACCGGGCGGAUAAGCAGCGCCCCUCAAUUAAUGUUGUGAUGCGAUGCGGCUAAGUGUUAGCAGUUGAUCCUCGUUAGCUUUUUUUUUUUUUGCUACAUCCCGAGCUAACCGCUCAGCACACAGUUCAACGGUCAAGGUUAGCUACUCAGCUAGCAUAGACUAAACUAGGAGCGCUAAUCUUAGCCGAAAGGAUAUCUUUUGUUGAAUUUUAGUCGAAUGUAUGACAUUUCCAUUUAAGGGAGUUUACGUGGCUAGUAGUAAAAUUGCGUGUGCAGUGUUUUUUCAAGUAAGGGUAGCAAAAGGAAAAGUGGUUAGCACGUUUGUGAGAUUCGGGGUUCGAGUCUCAGCUCCUCCUGUAUCAAGUUAGCGUUUUCUCCUCCCUUGCAUGCAUAUAAAUGAGGAAAUCGUCCGUGGCUGUGAAUGUUUGUCGAAAUGUGCCUUAUGAUUGGCUGGCGACCUCACCAAGCAACUGAAACUCACCCUACCCUAAUGAGGAUAAGGGCUGCGGGAAAUUGACAGAUGGCUGCAUCUUCUUUACACGGCAGCAGGGUGCACCUAGUGGGUCUUGUGCAUCCAAAAUCCUGUGAUUGAGGAUUAUGCCAGUGCCUACAGAGGAGUAAAAGUCCCUGCCCAGCCAGGCGGGCGGGGGUAUCCGAACUUGCAUGGCAUCGGGACAGGGUGGGCGGCUCGAGCCGGCUGGAGUGGCGGGCGGCUCAUCUGGGCUGGCCAAACCUCUCUACCUGCAACGGUUGGAGCGCUCCCUGAGGCUGGAAAGCUUUCUGCGUCAAACGGCCGCCAUCUUUAAUAGAGAUGUUACCAGCGAUGACAGCGAUGAAAGCGACACUGAUCUUGGCUCCGGGCUUUCCAUCAAACCCUUGACGGUGAAGAGGGAGGCCUCUGACCAAGGGGACGUCUUUGUUGAAAGCAAGCCCAUCAAUGGCGUUCUUCUGCAAGACCAAAAGACCGACAAAGCAAACCUGUACAAUUUCUCUAAAAUGAAGAAAAACCGGAAAUGGUUGAAGAGCCUGUUGUUGAGCGACACCACCACAGACUCGGACACUGACUCGGACGACUCAGACUUCAGUUUGUCACGUGACGAGUUGCACGACAUGCUGAAGCUGCACCGCUACACCAGGCAGCACCAGAACAAGUUCCACACGGACUGCGAGCUUCGGCAGUACCAGUUUUACAGCACGGGGCUCCUCUCUCGUCAAGACCUCUUCUAUGAGCAACAGCGCCACCUCCUGGGCCCAAAGAAAAAGAAAAUCAAAGAGGAGAAAAAAUUCAAGGCCAAGCUAAAGAAGGUGAAGAAGAAGAAGAAACGCGGCGAGGGUGACUUUUCCGACGAGGGCCUCCCUUACGUAGCCAAGACCUUCGCCAAGUUCUCCCAAGAUGCGCCGGCGCCGAUGAAGAAGAAACACCUGAGCGUGGAGCAGCUCAACGCGCGGCGACGCAAAGUGUGGCUCACCAUUUCCAAGAAGGAGAUCCCCAAAUCUUUCAAGCAGAAGACCUCAGCUAAGAACCUGGUGUUGACCAAUGCCAAGAAGUUGGCCCACCAAUGCAUGCGGGAGGUGCGACGCGCCGCGAUGCAGGCGCAGAAGAACUGCAAGGAGACGCUGCCUCGCGCCCGCCGCCUCACCAAGGAGAUGAUGCUCUACUGGAAAAAGUACGACAAGGUCGAAAAGGAGCACAGGAAGCGGGCCGAGAAGGAGGCGCUGGAGCAGCGUAAACUGGACGAGGAGAUGAAAGAGGCUAAGCGUCAACAGCGCAAGCUCAACUUCCUCAUCACGCAGACGGAGCUCUACGCACACUUCAUGAGCGGUAAAGCCUCCGCCGGCUCACCGGGGGGCGACGAAGAGGAGAUCCUGAAGAAGCUGGACGACACCAGUGCGCGGCGGCAGAUCGACAUCGGAGGAGGCGUGAUGGUCAAUGUGGGACAGGAGGACUACGACAGUGAAUAUUACAAGUCUUGGGCCCUCAGAAAUGCACAGGAGGCCUACUACGUUCAUCAGCAGAGAACGCGCAUGUUCGACGAGGAUGCCCACGACAGCCGCUGUGCGUCCUCCUCCGCGGCGGCCGCCUCGGGCUUCGGCGAGAGCUACAGUCUGUCGAACCCGUCCAUCCAGGCCGGGGAGGACAUCCCGCAGCCCACCAUCUUCAACGGCAAGCUGAAGGGCUACCAGCUCAAAGGCAUGAACUGGCUCGCCAAUCUCUAUGAACAAGGUAUUAACGGUAUCCUGGCAGAUGAGAUGGGGCUUGGCAAGACGGUCCAGAGUAUUGCCCUGUUGGCCCACCUUGCAGAGAGAGAUAACAUCUGGGGCCCGUUCCUCAUCAUCUCCCCCGCAUCUACGCUCAACAACUGGCAUCAGGAGUUCUCGCGUUUUGUUCCCAAGUUCAAGGUUUUGCCAUAUUGGGGAAACCCUCACGAUCGCAAAGUUAUUCGUAAAUUCUGGAGCCAGAAAACUCUCUACACCCAGAAUGCACCAUUCCACGUUGUGAUCACCAGCUACCAGCUGGUGGUCCAGGACGUCAAGUACUUCCAGAGGGUCAAGUGGCAGUACAUGGUUCUGGAUGAGGCACAGGCACUGAAAAGCAGUACAAGUGUCCGGUGGAAGAUCCUCCUCCAGUUCCAGUGUCGAAACAGGCUGCUCCUCACAGGGACGCCCAUCCAAAACACAAUGGCAGAGCUGUGGGCCCUGCUCCACUUCAUCAUGCCUACGCUAUUCGAUUCCCACGAGGAAUUCAAUGAAUGGUUCUCCAAAGACAUUGAAAGCCACGCCGAGAACAAGUCAGCCAUCGACGAGAACCAACUUUCGCGAUUGCACAUGAUCCUCAAGCCUUUCAUGUUGCGCAGGAUCAAGAAAGAUGUUGAGAACGAGCUCUCAGACAAGAUCGAAAUCCUGACCUACUGCCAGCUGACGUCCCGGCAGAGGUUGCUUUACCAGGCCCUGAGAAACAAGAUCUCCAUCGAGGAUCUGCUGCAGUCCUCCAUGGGCACGGCCCAGCAGUCCCACAGCACUACGUCAUCCCUCAUGAAUCUGGUCAUGCAGUUCAGGAAGGUGUGCAAUCACCCUGAUUUGUUCGAGCGCCAGGAGACACGCUCCCCGUUCCACAUGUGCCUCGCACCCUAUGUCUUGUCCAAGCACCUGUACAGACACGGCCUCCUCCAUGCUCACAACCAGGCCAGACACAAGUCGCUGCGAGUGCUGCUAUCUCCCUUUUCUCCGAAUCACAUCCAACAGUCGCUCUUCCACAGGACAGGCGAUGACCAAGGAAACUGUUUUUCCUUCCUGCGCUUUAUUGACGUGUCGCCGGCUGAAAUGUCCAACCUCAUGCUGCAAGGCACCUUAGUCAGGUGGUUAGCACUUUUUCUGUCCCUGAAGGCGGCGUACCGGCUACAUUGUCAGCGACUGUUUGCCCUCCAGGAAGAAGGCGGAGGAGAUGAGGGGAGUAGAUUGCAGUCCAGAACUCUGUCUCGCAAAGACCUCCUAUUGUGGAUCUCCAGACCCGCUGCCUUCCCCAACACGCAAACCAGCCCUGUGCUACGGAACCUGGUCUUCACGGCCCUCAGGCCAGGCACGGUCGGACACGCCGACGUAAACAUCCACUGUCGACGUUCUGCCACCUCCCGUGUGUGGCAUUGCCAACCCGUGCUCCCGCCCAAGUUCCUGCUGGCAGCCACACCGAGGGUGACAGCGGUUCCCAUGGACCGCUAUUGCGCCGACCGAAGCGCCGAGCACGAGUGGCGGGUGACGCGAGCCGGAGGCGGCGUCGUCUUCAAAGAAUGCUUCCUCUACGGCACGCCUGACCUGGCCUCUGACUGGCGGGGGAGGGCCGGCGCCUUCUACCCGCAGCAGCCCGGCGGCGUGAUGGCCGUCUUCCCUCAGCACGGCUGGUCCUAUAUUCGGAUACCGGAUAAGGAGAGUCUUAUCACGGAAAGUGGCAAGCUUCACAUGCUGGAUAUCCUGCUGAGUCGACUCAAGGCCCAGGGACACAGAGUCCUCAUCUAUUCCCAAAUGACGCGCAUGAUUGACCUGCUCGAGGAGUACAUGGUUUACCGCAAGCACACGUACAUGCGCCUGGACGGAUCCUCGAAGAUCUCCGAACGCAGGGACAUGGUGGCGGACUUCCAGAGUCGGACGGACAUCUUUGUGUUCCUGCUCAGCACCAGAGCCGGCGGGCUCGGCAUUAACCUGACUGCUGCAGACACUGUGAUUUUCUACGACAGUGACUGGAACCCCACCGUGGACCAGCAGGCCAUGGACCGGGCCCAUCGGCUGGGUCAGACCAAGCAGGUGACGGUUUACCGACUCAUCUGCCAGGGGAGCAUCGAGGAGCGUAUCCUGCAGCGCGCCAAAGAGAAGAGCGAGAUCCAAAGGGUCGUGAUCUCCGGAGGUAACUUCAAACCUGACACGCUCAAACCUAAGGAGGUGGUCAGCCUGCUGUUGGACGAUGACGAACUGGAGAAGAAAUUGCGUCUGAGACAGGAGGAGAAGCGACAGCAGGAGGAGAGCAGCAAGGUGAAGGAGCGCAAGAGGAAGCGGGAAAAGUACGCUGAGAAGAAGAAGACAGAGGAGCCUGAGAGCAAGAAGCGGAAGGAGGCCAACCUGGUCAUCAUUCACACCCCCUCGGCCGACAACUCCAACUUGUCGGCAGACGGCGACGACUCGUUUAUCAGCGUUGACAUGGACUCGGCCAUGCCCAGCCCAUUUAGUGAGAUCUCGCUGAGCAGCGAGCUGCAGCCCGGCUCCCUGCCGCCGGACGCCGACGCGGACGAAAGCAGCAACGACAUGCUGGUCAUUGUGGACGAGCCGCUGUCUUCGCCGCCGCAGUCGCGUGCCACAAACUCUCUGGCCUCCCUGUCCGGAUCCGUCUCGGACAACAUGAACGGACUUUCGACCUCAGACACCAUCAGUCCCGGCAGAGGGAGGUCGGCCCGAAGCCGGGGACGCCCCAAAGGGUCCGGCCUCGGGCCCAAGUCCGGAGGCAAAGGGCGAGGGCGCAAGUCGACGGCAGGCAGCGCGGCGGCGAUGGCGGGAGCGAUGGCUGGCGCAGCGGCCGCCUCGGCUGCGGCGUACGCUGCGUACGGCUACAGCGUUUCCAAAGCCGGGCUGACUGUGUCCAACCACCUGCAGCCUUCCGUGGGCCGUUCCGGACCCGGCCCCACCUUUCACCCCGGCAGAGGCUCGUCCCCGCAGGCCAAGGGUGGGGGUGCCUCCGCCACGCCGAACCUGGACCAGCAGAUGGUUCACAGCCAACAUCACCUUGUCAGGAAGAGCAAAGGACCCAAAUGAUGCAUUCGUUGACGUGUGCUCCCACUAUACAUUCAGCACAACUGACCUAGUCUCACUGUGAUCUUUGACACCACCGCCCCCUUCCCCGCCAGCAUCUUUCAGACUUAGUUUUAAUGUGGUCAAAAUUCGAUCUUGAGUACUUGUCUUGACACCUCUCCAGACUUCCAAGGGCUGUCCCAUGCACUGAACCAAGCCUUCCUUGUACAUCAGCAACCCGCAUCCUUCAUCCAUUCGGUUAUUUAACACUUUCCACCAGUUCAGGGUGUAGUCCGCGUUUUCCCCAAUGUUAGCCGGGAUAGCGUCCAGCACUCCCGCGACCCUUGUGAGGAUAAGCGGCUUGGAAAACAGACAUUCACGAGCCACCGACGCAUUUCACUAUCAAUCCACUGUCCACAGCUUUUUUACUCAAGCUCUUAUUUUUCUAAUCGUAAAGACAAGCAUGGCAGGUCACUCAAGCCAGCGGUAUUUAUAUAUAUAUUUUUCUGUCAAAUAAUGUUAUGUAAAAAUGAUCUAAAAUGAGGGUUUACUGGCUCAUACAAGAGAUGCUGCUAAUAGGAAAUGGAUUAUUUCAGUGCAAAGUGUUAGUGGUCGAGUAAGUAAGUUAUUUCAGUUGAGAGUAGACAUUUUGCCAUAACUGUGAAAAGGACAUUUACUUGUAAAAUUUGUAUACAUUGUAUUGAAGACAUUUAUUUGUGGGUGGG
Syngnathoides biaculeatus (alligator pipefish) is the source of this 6370-nucleotide messenger RNA. RefSeq names its product INO80 complex ATPase subunit (gene ino80). Gene Ontology annotation, cellular component: nucleus; Ino80 complex. NCBI's taxonomy places the organism in Eukaryota, Metazoa, Chordata, Actinopteri, Syngnathiformes, Syngnathidae. Bases 1038 to 5669 code for a protein of 1543 amino acids. The record is from RefSeq and is a predicted model, not a curated record. The transcript has 36 exons. Gene Ontology annotation, molecular function: histone binding; DNA binding; ATP hydrolysis activity. Gene Ontology annotation, biological process: DNA repair; chromatin remodeling; DNA-templated transcription.